UAUUAUGCGUUAACAGCAUUUCAUGUUGUGAUAUUGAACUAAUAGUUGUACAAUUACAAUGCUUGGUUUUGUAGUCAUCGAGCUGGGCUCACAGUUUAAGCAGUAGGCGACACGUGUGUCCUGCUGUGUCCUCGCUUUUCAACCCUUCAGGUUUAAAUAUACAACAUUUCCAGUCUCAUAUGCGUAACGAUCGUGUAUGCUCCCUUCCAAGUCGGUACCCGAAUGCUACAGGUGUCAUACCUGAAGUGCUGUCACAAGGCCUAUCAAAAUGCAAACUGCCGUUCGGUUCUGUCAAGUUGGGGAUGGAGUUACCUCGAUGCCUCACUUACUGGGCGAUGUAACAGAGUUGUAAUUGGGUCAUUCCUGGUUUUCAUUUGAUCGCCUUAUUUAUAUGGCAUUUUGGUUUGUUAUAUUUAUUCCUAGUGUACGCCGGACCCCAGUCACCAUGGAGGAUGAACUGUGUUCCCCAUGUUUCGCAUCCGUCUUUCGAUGGCUCAUGAGACUUGACCAUGAAUACCAGGAGCGAGCCGCUUUGUUCUCUCACGGGCCGUUCUGAUGUCUACGGAGUCGGUAUUCGAGCCGCCUUUUACGCACAAUGGCUUGGCUCUCUUCUCAUAGAAUACCUCUCUGAGGAGAACCUCGCAGAUUUACGGUUUAUCAGUAUAUUUUCUUCAGCAGCGGCGUCUACAUCUCUCGUCAUUGGAGUAGCUUACAACUCCCUUCAGCCACUCGACACAUACUUCUUGCUUCUUCUAGCUAUGGGAUUCUUUCUAUUUCAGAUUCCAUUAUACAUCUGGCGUAUUCUCACGAGGCGUCAAGCCCACCUUGACCCGUUUCAACUCUCAAAGGAGAGCCAUGGACAUUUCUACCAUCUCAUGAGUCUUACGGUACUCUCAGCUAACGUGUCAAUUGGAACAUGGUACUUCACAUCCUUUCUACCGCACCUCGCCUGUGAUUGCCGUGACGUGAUAUUUCUACUUGGCAAGGUCGAUCUGGAAAGUCAGGGAUAUAUCAUAGCUGGCUCGAUAUUCUUCAUUGGGAUUCUUGUCAGCAUUGGCGGGUUUAUCUUUUUGAACGCUUGUUGCAUUAUCACCAAGUCGAGUUCGCAACAUAGGAGAGCGAGGUCGAGAAAUAUUUGGCGACUCAGGAUACUCCGCGCAAUAUCUGGCUUCAUAAUCUUUACACUUUUGGUUCUCUCGAUCGAACUUCCUAUACAGUGGAACCACAUCCAAGGCGUUUACGAAUUGACUACCGUCGCACAAUUACUGCCCCUUAUGCUCACCAUUGGAAUAUUUCUACGAUCUUGGGCUAUUUAUGCCAGCGGAGCUAACGAUACGUCGGGAGGACGAAGGCGUCGCAGACCUCCUUCAACUUCCACUUCAUCGACAUCAAAUUCUAGAUCGACAUCAACCACAUCAAGUGGCAAUUCGUCCCAAGUCAUGGGCUAUUAUUAUACGUACCCUGCUUACCACAAUGAUGAGGAAGAUCCCCAGUACGACUACGAUGACUAUUAUAACGAUUACAAUGAUUAUUACAAUAACUACUACAACUAUUCAAAUACAACAGAGAAUGAUCAAGCCCAGAUUCAGUGGCCUCAAGGAGUUCAUUUCUCACGUUGGUAAACUGUCAAGAAAUAAACCUCUUAUCACCACUCAUUGCUAUAAAUCAAGGUGAACCUCGGUGACUCGGUGAACCCCGCCGCAC
Messenger RNA from Fusarium odoratissimum NRRL 54006, 1704 nucleotides. RefSeq lists its product as uncharacterized. The coding region runs from base 510 to 1622 and encodes 370 amino acids. The transcript has 3 exons. Lineage: Eukaryota; Fungi; Ascomycota; Sordariomycetes; Hypocreales; Nectriaceae. The record is from RefSeq and is a predicted model, not a curated record.